UCGUCAUUUCAUGUUGACAAAGUGUUGGAGUGUUUCCAAACGUUACCAUGGAUAGAAUAAUCAAAGGAAUCAUGCAAUAUAGAAAAUGCCAUAGAGAUGGAAUGGUGAAACAAUUUCAAAAAGUACGAGAUCAUCCCGAGCCAAAGGCAGUAUUCUUUACCUGCAUGGACUCCCGGAUGAUCCCAACUAGAUUUACGGAAACGAACGUUGGGGACAUGUUUGUCGUCAGGAACGCUGGUAACGUUGUCCCUCAUUCUCAACAUUUCCCGGACGAGCUAACGAUGUGCGAGCCUGCAGCUUUAGAGCUUGGCUGCGUGGUGAACAGCAUAAGGCACGUUAUAGUUUGCGGACACAGCGACUGCAAAGCAAUGAAUUUAUUGUACGCUCUGCGAGACGAGGAAUUUGCUUCUAAGGCGAACAGGAGGAUAUCGCCGUUAAGAGCGUGGCUAUGCGCACACGCUAGCAGUAGUUUAGCCAAGUUUCAACAGCUCGAAGUCACUGGUUUCCGUCAGCCAAUAGUCUUCCAAGCCGAGACACCGAUGAGGAAGUUUGUAGCUUACAUCGACCCUGAAGAUAAAUUCUCUAUAGAGGAUAAACUGUCUCAAGUAAACACGUUGCAACAAUUGCAAAACGUAGCUUCGUACGGUUUUUUAAAGAAACGACUAGAAAGGCAUGAUCUACACAUUCACGCGCUGUGGUUCGACAUCUAUACAGGUGACAUUUAUUAUUUCAGUAGAGCGAACAAAAGAUUCGUCGAUAUAAGCGAAUUAACGGAGACACCUUUGCUAACUGAAAUUAAAAAAUAUUACUCUUAAGUCACUUUACUCUGAAACGGUGUCAUUUCUACGUACGGAGAAAUCUCAUAAUUUUGUGGAUUAAGACUGAGCAUCACGAAUACGAUGAAUUCUUUAAGAAUGUUCAAACGUAUUAUAGCCGGCGGGUUAGUUACUCGUUCAAUUGAAGACCAUAUAAUGUACCUGGAUGUGAAAGUAAGUAGCGAAUUCCCUUCCCCCCUUUUUAUUAAGAUUCGUAUUACAAACUUGUUUGCACAAAACAAACCACCGCGAUGCUGUCGGAAGUAUUUAAAAUAAGAAGUCUCGGUGCAAGUCAUUUAUCAUUAUUUAUAUACAAAUGGUUACGUAGCGUGUGUUCAUGACAUAGAACGCGUGGAAGGAACUAGUUCUUUCUUAUUACAUUAAGUAGCAUUAAGUGAAAAUGUUAUUUUUGGAACUAUAUUAA
Messenger RNA from Colletes gigas, 1239 nucleotides. RefSeq names its product beta carbonic anhydrase 1 (gene CAHbeta). The record is from RefSeq and is a predicted model, not a curated record. Gene Ontology annotation, molecular function: carbonate dehydratase activity; zinc ion binding. The transcript has 5 exons. NCBI's taxonomy places the organism in Eukaryota, Metazoa, Arthropoda, Insecta, Hymenoptera, Colletidae. Bases 48 to 815 code for a protein of 255 amino acids.